AGAGACUCUGACAGUCGAGAGCCAGAGACCAAGAGAGAAGCACGAUGUCUGAAUUCAGAAGGAUCAUGAUGUCUUCAUUCCUGAUGCUGCUGCUCCACUUUCCAGCAGCAAAUGGGGAAUAUUCCUUCUUGACUGUCAGAGUUGGAGAUGAAGUCACUUUGCCUUGUGACAAUGUGAUAGAUGAUCAGGAUAAGUGUGACAGUACUACCUGGCUCUUCUAUUAUGCACCAAACACACCAGCAGUGACGCUGUUUGAAGGCGGGCAGAUUCACAACGAUGCCAAAGGUAAAUCAGACAGACUGAGAGUAACAGAGAAUUGUUCUCUGGUUAUAAAGAAGGUCACAGAGGAGGAUGCUGGUCUUUACUUCUGCAGACAGUUCAGAUCAGGACGACAAGGUUCAGACUCUCUGGUUUAUCUGUCUGUUGUUACCAUGACUGAGCAUCAGGACACUGAUGAGGUGACGUUGCGCUGCUCUGUGUUGUCAAAUGGAUGGUGUAUACACACAGUAGAGUGGCUGUAUGGGGAUCAAAAUGUGGUUAAAGAUAACAGAGACAUUCAGACAUCAGACUGCUCAGCUGCCGUUACAUUUUCUAGCUCUUUAAAGGAGAAGCCAAUCUAUCGUGGGUUGUUUAAAUGUCAGGUGAUGAACACUAACUAUGAAGGAAAAAAACAGCUGUUCACCUUCAGCCCCCCUCAGCCCCCAGGUAAUGAUGAAAUGACAACUACAUCAGAACAAGACGGGAAACAUCCAGGUUGGUGGUGUCGGAUCAUCGUUGUGACUGUGGGUGUUGCAGCACUCACAAUAAUCACUGUGGCUGUCAUCAGACGGAAGAGGACUCAAGGGAAUGAAACCCAGACCGAUGACAACGUGGCUGACCCUGAAGAUGGUGCUUCCUACGCCUCCAUCAGCUACACCAGGAAGAGCAGCAGGAAAGCCAGGGCUCAUGAUGAUGAUGAUGAAGAUGGUGAAGUGACCUACACUGUGAGAGCUCCCUCCUCUUCCUCUGCUGCCUCCACUGAUCCCAGCCUCCUCUUUGCCACCAUCAACAAACCAAAAAAAUAAUACAGUUUAAUGCUGUAUUUUAAACUAUGGCACAAUUGUUAUAACCAUAUUACAAAGUCAAAGCGAGCAGAGUUAUAAUGAGAUUUAUAUUGACCAGGUUUUUGCUUUGUUUGGCUUAAUUGCAUCAAAGUGAGAGUACAGCAAAACAUGUGAGUCCCUCUAGAGGUGGAUCGUGAGACAGGGGCAGACAUGUUGGAGAUUUACUGUAUUCUAAAUACUUACAGUGUGGGCAUAAUGAAGGUUUUGUAAAGUGGAUUCUGGCUUUUUUAUUACAGUCUUUUCUUUCAUAUAAUUCA
Messenger RNA from Trematomus bernacchii (emerald rockcod), 1360 nucleotides. RefSeq lists its product as uncharacterized. Gene Ontology annotation, molecular function: protein tyrosine kinase binding; MHC class II protein binding. Lineage: Eukaryota; Metazoa; Chordata; Actinopteri; Perciformes; Nototheniidae. The record is from RefSeq and is a predicted model, not a curated record. The coding region runs from base 45 to 1064 and encodes 339 amino acids. The transcript has 8 exons. Gene Ontology annotation, biological process: interleukin-15-mediated signaling pathway; positive regulation of ERK1 and ERK2 cascade; T cell activation. Gene Ontology annotation, cellular component: external side of plasma membrane; membrane raft.